AUGGAAAAACUCGCUUCCACAUCUGCUAAGAAUGGAAAUGAUCUCUUUGAAAGCGUUGGAAAACUUACAUCCGAUAUCUAAUAGUAUAUCAUAUACUUAGACAAUACCUUCCAAAAAGUAUUUGCAAUAUCGAAAGUCGAACUCGUCAGACUUCCUGAUGAAAAGAAACCUUUGGAAAACUUUAUAGACCUUAUCUUUCAUAUAGCAUGUCAGAAAGGGAUUAAAACUAUUGCUUUUCAUUUGAGAAAAGAAAAAAUUUCUAAUACAAAUAUAUCAAUACAUGAAAACGAAAAGAUUCUGCAGCUCUUAGCGGACUUUCAAAAUUAAAAGGAUUCAGACUAAUAAGGAAAAAUGGAAAAGAAAAUUAGUGCCUUUGCCUUAUAAGACAGUGAUUACAUUGGUAUGAGAAAAAAGCUUAAUUUUUUAUUUUUUGGGAAAGAACACUUUUAAGACUUAACUAUAGAACAAAGAAAAGAAUAAGAAUAAGUUUUCAGUAUUUUCAUUCAAAUACCGAAUUCCAAUAAGAGCUCUUCAUGUUAUAUUUAGAAUAAAAAUCAAACCUUUACAGUGCUAUCUAAUUUUCAAAUAAGAUAAGCACACCUCUAUGAGACUAACCUAUCAUGGACAAAAUAAAAUUCAGAAAAUAAAAAUUAGAAUUCAUCCAAUCUUUAUGAAACUCAUCUAUAAUAGCCAAACUAAAAAUAAGAAAAUAAAAUACAACCUAGAUUAUUUCUUGAAGUUAAAGUGAUAGAAUCAAAAAUUAUGAAAAACAAUUUUACAUAUGAAACUACAUUAACAAUGGACACUCACUAGAAAACUUAGAAUCAUUUAAUGUUUGUUUUUAAUAGUAAAGUGCUUGCCUUUUAGUUUCCCUUAAAAUUUACAAGCAAUUAAUGA
Molecule: messenger RNA, 897 nt
Organism: Paramecium tetraurelia
Lineage: Eukaryota; Ciliophora; Oligohymenophorea; Peniculida; Parameciidae
Exons: 3
Source: RefSeq, a predicted model, not a curated record